AUGCGGUUGUCCACGGUGUUUGAGUUGCUGCUUAUUUUUUUAUUGAUAGCCUUCGCGGCUUAUGGAAGAGUUAUCGAUCGAGAUGAAGCUACCAGUCUCAGAAGAGUCGCCAGAGCUGCUGAAGGAAGGGUGAAACAAGGAAAUUUGGGUGUGUCGAUUAUGUCACUCAAGCAAGCCACUGAAAAUCUUAAUAAUUAUUGUAAAUGUGAUAACGAUGUUUGUCAAUGUUGUCGCGAUUUUCAUAUUCCUGUUGUUGCACUUAAAGGACCAGGCUGCGCCUCUAUAAGGUACUUUGAGAAAGAUAAUUUGGAAUUUCAGUUGAGUUUCGGUGAUAAUCUUUUGUCAAGCACAGUUGUUAAUGGUAAAAAAUCUCGAACAAUUUGCGUACCGAUGCCUGGUGGUUUCUCCAAAUUCUGCGGAAGAAUAUACUCAAUUCAACGGACAUCAGACAGUAAUUUCAAAGCAUGUCUCGGUUUAGAAUUACAAUCAACUCCGCCGCCUCUUACUGUUCUUCCACUUAUCAACAAACCAACUCGUAGACCGAUUGUUGCUCAUCCAACCACUAAAGCUCCUAAAGUUCAAGCCGAAACUUCGACUACUGAAGCACCGAUCGUCGAAAUUGUUGGUCCCUUUGGUUUCAAUGCUGAAAGUUCAACGGAGGUUUCUUUGAAAAACGGAACUGAAGUCGCGGAAGAAGAAACUACUGAAGCUAUCACCGAAUCUUCAGUAGCUUUAGAAGUAGAGUCCAGCACAGAUGUCUCUGAAAUGAGUGAUUCUAACAAGACAGAAGCAGUACUUGAAGCUGCUGCGUCUGAUGAUAACAAACAAGUUGUCAAAGUGGAAAAAGUGCCAGUAAUUAAAAAAAUAAUUGUCGGGGUUACUGAUAAGAAGAGUAGUAUCACUUCAAACAGCAUUAUUGGCGACGAUGAUGAUGAUGAAGAUGAUAAGAAGAAAAAGAAGAAAAACAAAAAUUUAUCGACUACUGAAGCUUCUAAAAAAGACGAAUACAGCAUCAGCGAUAUUUUGAACAGAAAAAUUACCAGGCGUGGAAGACAAAGCAAGGUUAUGAGGCUGUAA
This is a messenger RNA of Cotesia congregata, 1077 nucleotides long. Lineage: Eukaryota; Metazoa; Arthropoda; Insecta; Hymenoptera; Braconidae. The record is from the annotation of a GenBank genome assembly.